ACAAAGAGAGAGCCGAUCAUUGAUUUCGAAUAUUGUUCUUGUACCCAUACCCUAGCGACCUCUUUGCGGUGCUAGCUGGGUCGAUCGAAGGUCGGCGACUCCGUUCCCUGUUCCUGCUGAGUAACGAGACGUUAGGUUUGUUUGUGAUCAGUGUCAGCGAGGUGGCUGUCUUGAUACUUUCUUGGAAUAUCAAAAAUAUAUGGCUCAGCGCAACUCUUCCAGCAACAAUCCGGCGUCUCUUCAGGCAUUUGGGAAUGGAGUGGGUGGAGGCACUGUUGACCAGGGCUCGUCGGGCAGUGGGCUUCCCCAGACAAUGCAGCAGCAGCAGCAGCAGCAGCAGCAGCAGCAACAACAGCUGAGUUUUGCACAGGAACAGAAUCUAAUGCAGGAACUGGAUGCAGGAGAAGCAUCGUUCCCGUCCCAACAACACCAGCGCCAGCAGCAGCAGCAGCAGCAGUCUUCUUAUUUGCUUCAAGAAUGGCCCCUGUUUCACUCGCAGCAACAAGGGUCGUUGCUCAGUCAGCAGCAGCAGCAGCAACAACAACUAUUUCCCGAAUCACGGCAAGCUCCCCUCCUUCAACAGCAACAACAACCAUUUCCCGAAUCACUUCAGCAAGCUCCCCUCCUUCAACAGCAACAACAGCCAUUUCCCGAAUCGCUUCAGCAAGCUCCUCUCCUUCAACAGCAACAACAAACAUUUCCCGAAUCACUUCAGCAAGCUCCCCACCUUCAACAGCAACAACAACCGCCACAACAGGAACGGAAUCAGCCACAGCAAAUGGCGGACGGGCUUGAACUGGAGCUUUCAGCAGCACCCAGUCAACAACAGCCGAACAACGCAAUGGAAGUACAGCAGGAUUCCCGCGGAGGUUUUCCACCACAGCAGCAAGCGCCCAGCACUUUACCUCCGCAGCUGCAACAAUCCACUGCACCUCCCGUUGGUCUGCAGCAGACAGCACAGAAUCUGCCUGACCCAUAUGCAGUUCUCAGUUCUCACCCAUCGAUGAAGGGCUCAUACAAACCAAAAGUGGCGGGUUACCUUCAGCCGAAACUCAAUAAGCAGCGUUGGAAGAGUCAGACACCUUGGCAGCUGCCAGCAUCAGCCAAGAAUUCACGCUCCCCUGGUGCAGAGCUCAACUCAGUGGGAUUUAGCGACUUACCUGCUCCGCAAAUUACUGGUCAGGCGGAGAGUGACGAUGGUAUGACAGCAGCGUAUGAACUCUCUUCUGCGUUAGUGAGAGAUCGUCUAGGCCAGGAGGAUCCUGAGAACCUGGCCCUGCUGGAUUCUGUCAAGUCCGCUGACAUUGUUGUAGUGCAGGGUACGUACGACCAUAUCGACCGCGUGUUGCACGCCAUCAGGAUCCCCUUUCUGCACAUCGCUCAAGCUGACCUCAAGUCGAUCCAGCUACGGCCGGAGCAAACUGUCUACGUGAAUUGUGCCUCUCCCUUCACACCGGCUAAUGCCCGAAUUCUUGCAGCGUUCGUCAAUGAUGGCGGGCAACUCAUAACAACCGACUGGGCGCUGAAAAAUGUUUUAGAGGUUGGUUUCCCGGGCCGUGUUCGCUACAACGGCAAGAGCACGGACGAUGAAGUUGUGCCCAUUGAGAUUCUAGAUCGCAGCGACGACGUACUCUCUGGGUUGUUUGAUGAGAGCACAGAAGAGGGCAGCGCUGUCAUGUGGUGGCUGGAGAGAAGCAGUUAUCCCAUUGAGAUACUGGACAAGGAAGGCGUGAAGAAGCUGGUUGCGUCGAAGGAGCUCGGCAAGCGGUACGGCGAGGAUGCUGUCAUCGUGUCAUUUGAGCACGGCAAAGGUAUGGUGUACCACAUGAUCAGCCACUUCUACCUGCAGCGCAGUGAGACGCGCUCGCAGAAGCACGCCGGCAGUGCCAGUGAAUACCUCUCGUCGCGGGGGGCCAGCAAAGCGACCAUGGACUUGCUGGCACCUGCUGCUGGUGAGCUCGGAAUGGCAGCCUCCAAGGCUGUGCCCAACUAUGCCAUGGUGCAGAGUACGAGCAACUCGGCCGAGUUUGUGUCCCGCGCAGCGCUGAGACAGAAGAAGCGCUUCAAAUGAGGCUGCGCGUAUUGGGAAUUAAAGGUGCUAAUGUGGAAGGAUGUACUUUGAUCAGACUCAAUGGCAUCAGCUUCAGUCAAGCAGCCUUGUUGAUCACUAUGCUAUUCUCCUCGCCAUGGGAGCAGAAUGGAAAGCUUACUACAACUUCUAAACGUAGUACUAGAAUGAUAGAACUAGCCAUCAUCCAGUGACUCCGAAUAUAUUAUUUACUCAGAACUAGGCGUUACAACUAAGACAAAUGCAUGCGGCCCACGCGGAAAGUGAACGUUUUCCGACUCUGUGCAACGGGUGGUUUGCAUUUGUUAAGUCACACAAAAAUUCCUUGAUUUGACAGUGAGACUCUCCUCUCUGUUUUGGACACAUUCGAGAUUUCAGAUAUCAUUCUAUUAUAUCGGUAUUACACGUACAUCUAUCUAUCACGUGACCAUCCGGCACUGCCAUGUUGGUUCUAACUCCAUUCCACCCUUACAACUAUGGGUCACAUGAUAACUUGGCCAUGUUGGUCCACAAAUGCACAAUGUCAAUGAGUCGCAUGAUAACUUACCUGGCCAUGUUGGUCCACUAUGGGUCACAUGAUCACUUGGCCAUGUUGGUCCACUUACUCCACUAUUUAGGGUCACAUGAUAACUUGGCCAUGUUGGUUCACUAUGGGUCACAUGAUACCUAACUUACUUGGCCAUGUAACAUUGUUGGUCCACUAUGGGUCACAUGAUCACUUGGCCAUGUUGGUCCACUAUUUAGGGUCACAUAAUCACUUGGCCGUGUUGGUCCACUAUGCUGUCCCCGGGGAAAAUCGCGAUUCCACGGCCGCGUUUUUUGCGAUUUUUAAAAGACCGCGUUUUCCGCGAUUUUCCCGCGUUUUUUGAACUUUUUUGUUGCACUACACGUACACACAGUGCACUGUUCGGUCAGCAACGUCUCAUCGUGGCGGCUUUGUACUCAAAUAUGACGAGUGCUUACACCAGAGACUUGUAACUGAUUGAUUUCACUACAUACUCACUGAAAAUUGCCGCAUAUCAAUAUUAUUCACCGCAUAUUUACCGCAAUUUCACCGCAAAUUAUGCCAUAAUUAUUAUGCCGCGUUUUCCCCCCCGCAUUUUUUUGCGAUUUUUUUCCGCGAUUUUCCCCGGGGACAGACUCCCCACAUGAUGUCGGCCAUGUUGGUCCACAGUCCAUAUGCCAUGAUCACUUUCCACACAAAUUUCGUCACAUAAAAAAGAUGUGAACUAAUUUGAACCACUCUAUUCACUCGGUAAGGAUUCAAGAAUAUGUUCCGAGCCCAUCAUAGCGCUAUCCUAUAGAGUUCUGUAGUUACACAGCAUUGUUACCAUCAUACGGUCAAUUCUUUUCACACUAUUCCAAAAAAUGCCCACAUUAAGUUUGAAAAUUGAAA
Messenger RNA from Sycon ciliatum, 3464 nucleotides. Its product is annotated as mediator of RNA polymerase II transcription subunit 15-like. The record is from RefSeq and is a predicted model, not a curated record. The transcript has a single exon. Bases 200 to 2071 code for a protein of 623 amino acids. NCBI's taxonomy places the organism in Eukaryota, Metazoa, Porifera, Calcarea, Leucosolenida, Sycettidae.